GGCGCCGAGGGCGAAGGGCGGGCUCCUGAAGCGGCUAACCGUCUGAAAAAGCCUGCAGUCUCCAAUGGUUCUACUCAAUAUAGGAUGGGACUUACGUUGAACGGAGUGUACCUUGCACUUACCCUCGCUGUUCAGCUCGCUUAUCUGUUCCAUACUGUGCGAGCAGCCGGCAAGUGCGAUGCAGUGUUUAAAGGAUUCUCGGAUUGCUUAUUGAAACUGGGAGACAACGUCGCGAACUAUCAGCAAGAUAUGGACGACAAACAGAAUGUGGAAACCAUCUGCUCAUACUGGAACGACUUCCACGCAUGCGCCACGACUGCCAUCGCAGAUUGCCAAGAUGGAGCAACCGAUGUUUGGGAAAAACUCAAAAAAGAUUCCAAAAACCUGGAUUUCGAAGGCAGUUUGUUUGACCUGUGCGAAAGGAAUAACUCUGCAAUAACCCCCCAGUGUUUCACUUUCGCCGUUUUAACAUUGUCCGUCUUACUGACCUGGAUCCUACUGUAGAGACAUCACACACAACAACAAAAAAAUCAUUUUUGCUAACACACACCACCCACCCGCCCAUGUUGCGUGUGUGGGGAUGUUGCAAAAAAAAAUCAUUUCGAAUGACAGGACCUUGUGAUUCAUCAGUGAGCCAGAAGGUAUUUGCCAGGAGUGGAAACUGUCUCAUGUCUCUUUUCUUUUAAAUUAUUCUUAUUUCGUUCUCUUUAAUUUACACACACAAGCGGUUUUUUUUUGUCUCAUUUGCCAAAAUGUUACCGAGGAGCGUCAACCCUCUGAAAACAACAGGACUGCAACGAGAUCUCACUCAACAAGAGGAUAUCUCUAACCAGAUGCAGACCAGAACCCCAGAGUUCGGUUCAAAACUCAGGAACGGCCUCUGAGCCAGAAGUUAAAGUGUUGUGAGCCCUACGGAGGAACACAGAGAGAGAGAGAGAGAAUCAAGCAACUGGCCACUCUAUUGUGUGAUGCUUGGUGAUUAGACACCUUCGCUGUGUUUCUUACUGCCACCACCUAGUGUGUAUUGAGGUCUUGUGCUUUUUAUCAUUGUAGAACUCUCACGGGACGUGACAAGAAAAGUAUAGUGACCGCCUCCCUUUCCAAAAAUAACAGAAACCCGGGAACAGUUCAGAUCGCGGUCAGCCCCCCCCCCCCCCCUUCCCCUACCCCUACCCCUCUCUCUCCGGAGAAUCGCAAAAAUUGUUUCCUACCCGUAAAAGAUAUCCUCAUUCUCACAAGCUUCUUUUUUCUUAUUUUUUAAAUUUUAAAUAUAUAUAUAUAUCUAUAAAAUAUAUAUGCUCACUUAUUUUUGGAUGUCGCGUAGCAGAGUAGAUCACUAAAGGGUCUUAAAUGUAUCUCAAACGAAACAGUAUGAGAACCAAUCGUUAUUUUAGAAAUAAAAAAAUUACUCUCAAAAGCAAAUCGGCAAAAAAAUAUAGCUACAAAUCCAGAAAUAAAUAUAUAUAUAUAUGUUUUUUUUUGUGGUUGAUAUAACAAUGUCG
Hemiscyllium ocellatum (epaulette shark) is the source of this 1502-nucleotide messenger RNA. It is a transcript of the gene nrn1a, whose product is annotated as neuritin 1a. The record is from RefSeq and is a predicted model, not a curated record. NCBI's taxonomy places the organism in Eukaryota, Metazoa, Chordata, Chondrichthyes, Orectolobiformes, Hemiscylliidae. Gene Ontology annotation, biological process: nervous system development; neuron projection extension. The coding region runs from base 85 to 504 and encodes 139 amino acids. The transcript has 4 exons. Gene Ontology annotation, cellular component: plasma membrane.